CACAGCAGGUUGCCUGAAAUAUGUUUCACUUACUUUCACUAUAACUUGUCAACAAAACCUUUAUCGCGAGUUUAACGUAGUUGAGCUGAUUUUAAUGUAUUGAUGGAUGGAGAGAAUUGAAUGUUAACGAAACAUUUGCUUGUAUCUUCCUACAACAUAUUCAUUUGGAAAAUAUCCACUUUUUGAAAGGUACUGUGCACUGUGGCCCGUCCACGCAUAUCUAAUUACAAAACAAGCUCUGAAGAUCUGCGGUAGGCACCAGAUUUUAUCUGUUUUACAUUUUAAAACGAAGCUUUUCUAAGUAGAUUUUGCAGACCAUUUCGUUUUAAAAUCAAAACCGUGGACUUUAACAAGUCGUGUAAAGAACCCGACUACAAAUAGAAAUGAAUGAUCAGAAUGAAAGAACAAUUUUGGUGUCUGGUUUACCUGAUAGUGCGACAAGCAAACGGGUGACGAUGCACUUUCAAAAGACAAAAAAUGGUGGGGGAGAUAUUAAGGAAGUGAAGAUGCUUGGUCAGGGGAAUGCAAGAGUUACUUUUGUGGAUCGUACAGUGGCAAAGCGUGUUUUAGAAGUCGAACAAAUCUUUGAAGCUACCAUUUUGAAUGUACAAUUGGAAGAAAAUGAAUUAUUUCAAAAUGUGGAAAUUGGCAAAAGAAAGGUUCUUGUGUCUGGCCUUCCUGAGGAUAUUACAGAAAAUGCUGUUAAAAUUCACUUUCAAAAGAAAAGAAACAGUGGUGGAGAUGUCGAAAAAGUGAAUUUACUGAAAGAUGGUUUUGCUGAAAUUGUUUUCGAAAAAGCUGAAGUUGCCAGUCAGGUGGUUCAUACUCAGCAAAUAAUGAAAGGAAAGAUUUUGAACGUCGAACUUAUGGAAAAUGAAACAUUUGAAAGGGAAGAAAAUGAUGUUUACGAGGAAACGUCAGACAAGAUUUCUCGUUCAGUUGUUGUGUCUUCUCUUCCUGAAGGAGUUAAAAAAAACAAUCUCCAUAUUCAUUUUCAGAAGAAAAAAAAUGGAGGAGGGGAUAUUUCUGAAGUUCAAAUUUUUCCUGAUAAAAAUCAAGCCCUUGUUGUGUUUGAUGAUAUUCAAGUGGCAAGGAGGGUUGUGAAAACUGAGCAAACAAUUUGUGGAAAGGUUCUAAAGCUUGAGCUUCAAAGUGAUAUUUUAUCCAAAACAAAUGCAGAAACCUCGGAAGAAAAUGUGGAAGAAAGGGUUCUUGUAUCUGGCCUUCCGGAGGAUGUUACAGAAAAUGCUGUUAAAAUUCACUUUCAAAAGAAAAAAAAUGGUGGUGGUGACAUUAAAGAAGUGAAUUUGCUUAAAAAUGGUUUUGCUGAAAUUGUUUUCGAAAAAGCUGAAGUUGCCAGUCAGGUGGUUCAUACUCAGCAAAUAAUGAAAGGAAAGAUUUUGAACGUCGAACUUAUGGAAAAUGAAACAUUUGAAAGGGAAGAAAAUGAUGUUUACGAGGAAACGUCAGACAAGAUUUCUCGUUCAGUUGUUGUGUCUUCUCUUCCUGUCGGAGUUAAAAAAAACAAUCUCCAUAUUCAUUUUCAGAAGAAAAAAAAUGGAGGAGGGGGUAUUUCUGAGGUUCAUAUUUUUCCUGAUAAAAAUCAAGCCCUUGUUGUGUUUGAUGAUAUUCAAGUGGCAAGGAGGGUUGUGAAAACUGAGCAAACAAUUUGUGGAAAGGUUCUAAAGCUUGAGCUUCAAAGUGAUAUUUUAUCCAAAACAAAUGCAGAAACCUCGGAAGAAAAUGUGGGAAAAAAGGUUCUCGUGUCUUGCCUUCCGGAGGAUGUUACAGAAAAUGCUGUUAAAAUUCACUUUCAAAAGAAACGAAAUGGUGGUGGUGACAUUAAAGAAGCGAAUAUGCUUAAAAAUGGUUUUGCUGAAAUUGUAUUUGAGAAAGCUGAAGUUGCCAGUCAGGUGGUUCAUACUCAGCAAAUAAUGAAAGGAAAGAUUUUGAACGUCGAACUUAUGGAAAAUGAAACAUUUGAAAGGGAAGAAAAUGAUGUUUACGAGGAAACGUCAGACAAGAUUUCUCGUUCAGUUGUUGUGUCUUCUCUUCCUGUCGGAGUUAAAAAAAACAAUCUCUAUAUUCAUUUUCAGAAGAAAAAAAAUGGAGGAGGGGAUAUUUCUGAAGUUCAUAUUUUUCCUGAUAAAAAUCAAGCCCUUGUUGUGUUUGAUGAUAUUCAAGUGGCAAGGAGGGUUGUGAAAACUGAGCAAACAAUUUGUGGAAAGGUUCUAAAGCUUGAGCUUCAAAGGGAUAUUUUAUCCAAAACAAAUGCAGAAACCUCGGAAGAAAAUGUGGAAGAAAGGGUUCUUGUAUCUGGCCUUCCGGAGGAUGUUACAGUAAAUGCUGUUAAAAUUCACUUUCAAAAGAAACGAAAUGGUGGUGGUGACAUUAAAGAAGUGAAUUUGCUUAAAAAUGGUUUUGCUGAAAUUGUUUUUGAGAAAGCUGAAGUUGCCAGUCAGGUGGUUCAUACUCAGCAAAUAAUGAAAGGAAAGACUUUGAACGUCGAACUUAUGGAAAAUGAAACAUUUGAAAGGGAAGAAAAUGAUGUUUACGAGGAAACGUGUGACAAGAAUUCUCGUUCAGUUGUUGUGUCUUCUCUUCCUGAAGGACUUAAGGAACACGAGCUUCAUAUUCACUUUCAGAAGCAAAAAAACGGCGGUGGUGAUAUUUCUGAAGUUCAUAUUUUUCCUGAUAAAAAUCAAGCAUUUGUUGUGUUUGAUGAUAUUCAAGUGGCAAGAAGGGUUGUGAAAACCGAACAAAGAAUACAUGGAAAUAUUCUUAAUCUCGAACUCCAAAAUGAUUUUUUAUCAAAAACAAAUGAAAUAACUACAAAAGAAAGAACGAUCAUUAUCUCAGAUCUACCAAACGAUUUCACCGAAAAUGAUGUAAAAUUUCACUUUGAGAAAAAACAACAUGUCGACGAAGACCUGGGAAGGAAAGUCGAAGUUUUAUUAUCGGAAGCACGGCAUUAGUUGUAUUUGAAAAUGGUGAAGUCUUUUUAAUUUAUAACAGACGCCAAAAAAGCUGCUGAAACUCCACAAAUCGUGAGAGGGGAGACGCUUGACGUAAAUCUGUUCAAGGAGCAAAAUUUAGCAGAUGAAUUGAUUAAAAAAUAUGAUCAGAAUAGCCAUGAAACGAUGACAUCAACACAUAGCAUUGAAAAA
Messenger RNA from Xenia sp. Carnegie-2017, 3167 nucleotides. Its product is annotated as protein mono-ADP-ribosyltransferase PARP14-like. The transcript is spliced from 12 exons. The record is from RefSeq and is a predicted model, not a curated record. Lineage: Eukaryota; Metazoa; Cnidaria; Anthozoa; Malacalcyonacea; Xeniidae. Gene Ontology annotation, molecular function: RNA binding. Bases 384 to 2975 code for a protein of 863 amino acids.